AUGACGCGAAACCAUCAGCUCUUCCCAUUAGAAAUCAUUCCAUGUGUUGAUUUCAAAAACCGUCAUCUUUGGAAAAAGAAAGAUCAAAAGUUAAAAAUCCAUCUCAAACCCUACAAUUCAAAUACAGAUAUCUAUAUUGAUGAAUUAAGCUCCAUACCUUCUGGACGUCAAAUCUAUUUACCAAGUAAAAACUUAUAUGAUUGCUUUUACAAUAUUUAUUCCUUUAAAUCAGAUCAAUCAUCAGAAGAUACUGUAAAACAAAUUAAAAACUACGCCAGACACUUCAGAAUUUUAGCACAAUUUGAUUUUUAUCCAUUUGCCACUGCUACAUUAAGAAACAUUGAUACGUUCAACGAACAGUCAUUUAUCAUUAAAACUCUUCCUUCUAUUUCAAUAAAGAUUGACGAAGCAUUUAUAAAUAAUUCAGAUUUCAAUAGCAAGUCUAAAACAGCAGUUGCAGUUGCAGCUGCAUAUUGUCUCAGAGAAUUACAUCAUAGUCAAAACAAAUUUUAUAAAAUGAGUUUGGAUGAUAUUUAUCUUCACGAGAAGAAGGAAGAAACAAAGAUUACAGAUAAUAAUGAUUUUACAGUUCGAUACCAAGAUAAAGAUUAUUUCAUCUGCAUUGAUAACGCUGGCUUUAGAUAUGACCCCAAUCUUAGUUAUAAAGAUGAUAUUAAAGAUUUGGGAAUUAUUCUCGAAAAGCUCAUUAAAGACAUAAAAAAUCAGUCAUUGACACUACUUUAUCAAAGGAUGCAAGAUGAAAAUGAAAAAAAGAGGCCUUCAAUUGAUUUUGUAUGGACUACUUUAACUAACAGCAUCGAAGAAGAAAUACCAGAUGGCUUAAUUGAAUUUGUUAAUGAACAAAAGAAGUCAAAGUUGACAAACAAUCUUUUACCACAAAAAUCAGGUUUAUCUUAUAUACUUAACAAAAAGGAAAGAUCACUUACUGAUGGAUUGAUAAUGCUUGCAACACCACCUGAAAGACAAACUGGUGCCGCUGAAGCCAAGUUUUUUGUAGAUUUCAUUUUAUCAAAUAAAUAUUUCAAAUUUGAAGGAAAAUGGUUUGUAACUAACGGAUUAGAAGAAAAAAUCAAAGAAAUCACAGGAACUUCUGAACCUGAUUAUGAUCAAGAUUACGUUGAUGCGAUAGCAAUUUGGAAUGUUAUUAUCAAAGAAUCAUCUAAUGAACUUAAAGCUGCAAUCCAAGAUCUUGUCAAUAACAAGUCUAAAGUAAAAAGAUUCAUUUCGGAAUCAGAAAUUGAUAAAAUGCAGAAAAGACAUUGCACUGCUGAUAACUCAGGAAAGAACAAAAAAAAUAACGAAAUAUUUAUUCCUCUAAAAUCAAUAAUAGAUCUUGAUUACAUUACAAACCAUCUUGAAAUCGUUUCUCAAAAAGAUUAG
Trichomonas vaginalis G3 is the source of this 1401-nucleotide messenger RNA. RefSeq lists its product as uncharacterized. NCBI's taxonomy places the organism in Eukaryota, Parabasalia, Trichomonadida, Trichomonadidae. The coding region runs from base 1 to 1401 and encodes 466 amino acids. The transcript has a single exon. The record is from RefSeq and is a predicted model, not a curated record.